Molecule: messenger RNA, 3000 nt
Organism: Anoplopoma fimbria (sablefish)
Lineage: Eukaryota; Metazoa; Chordata; Actinopteri; Perciformes; Anoplopomatidae
Gene: gtpbp1
Product: GTP binding protein 1
Exons: 16
Coding region: 1-3000 (999 amino acids)
Biological process (GO): translational elongation
Molecular function (GO): GTPase activity; GTP binding; translation elongation factor activity
Source: RefSeq, a predicted model, not a curated record
AUGUCGCCCUCCAGUGGUCAAGACACAAACCGGAUUGCCGUCACUCUCAUACAGAAGGUAGGUGGUAACACUGUCUGCCUCCACCUGUCUACUUCACCUGUCUACCUCUACCCUCACCUGUCUACUUCACCUGUCUGCCUCCACCUGUCUACUUCACCUGUCUGCCUCCACCUGUCUACUUCACCUGUCUACUUCACCUGUCUGUCUCAUCUGUCUGCCUCCACCUGUCUGUCUACCUUCAUCUGUCUGCCUCCACCUGUCUACUUCACCUGUCUACCUCCACCUGUCUGCCUUCACCUGUCUACCUCCACCUGUCUGCCUCCACCUGUCUACCUCCACCUGUCUACCUUCAGUCUUCCUCCACCUGUCUUUCACCUGUCUACUUCACCUGUCUACCUUCAUCUGUCUGCCUCCACCUGUCUGCCUCCACCUGUCUACUUCACCUGUCUACCUCUACCUUCAUCUGUCUGCCUCCACCUGUCUACCUUCACCUGUCUACCUAGCUCCAUCUGUCUACCUCCACCUGUCUACCUUCAGUCUACCUUCACCCGUCUACUUCACCUGUCUUCCUCCACCUGUCUGCCUCCACCUGUCUACCUUCACCUGUCUUUCACCUGUCUACCUCCACCACCUCCACCUGUCUUCCUCCACCUGUCUUUCACCUGUCUACCUUCAGUCUUCCUCCACCUGUCUUUCACCUGUCUACUUCACCUGUCUUCCUCCACCUGUCUACCUUCAGUCUUCCUCCACCUGUCUACCUCCACCUGUCUACUUCACCUGUCUACCUCCACCUGUCUACCUUCAGUCUUCCUCCACCUGUCUACUUCAGUCUUCCUCCACCUGUCUGCUCCACCUGUCUGCUCCACAGCGUGCUCUGCAGCGUGUCAGCCGUCACCUCCUCCUCCUCCUCCUCCUCCUCCAGCUGCAGGUUGCUCAGACAUGGCAUCGAUAGCAGUGGCGGUGCAGCAGCAGCAGCAGCAGCAGCAGCAGCGGUCCGGUCUCAUCCCGAGCGUCUCCCCGCAGAACGACGCUCCGCUGCCCGCCAGCAUCUUCGCUCCGGACCGGGGAGGAUGCGGAGACGACGCCGAGGACGAGUGCCUGGAGGACGGGGAGCUGCUGGACGGGGAGCCGCCGGACAGAGGGCUGGACUUCACCAACAAGCUGGCACUUGUCAGCCCAAACGGAGAGCAGUACGACUCAUUACUUCGCCAGCUGCGUGACAGAAUGGAAGAGGGAUGUGGAGAGACCAUCUAUGUGGUCGGGAUGGGCUCGGAUGGUAGUGACUGGGGUCUGGAUGAGAAGGACAUGGAGGCCUCAGCAGCCACGGUGCGCUCUAUGUGUGAGCAGGUGGACGCUGACCUUAUUACUCUCCGAGAGCGUACUGAGGCUGCCGGUUUGGUUCGUGACUAUCUGAUCCGCCGGCGUGUGGGUGAGCUGGACUUCCUGGAGGUCAGGGUUGCAGUCGUGGGUAACGUGGAUGCUGGUAAGAGUACUCUGCUGGGAGUGUUAACGCACGGAGAGCUGGACAAUGGCAGGGGCUUUGCCCGCCAAAAGCUCUUCAGACACAAACACGAGAUGGAGAGUGGCAGGACCAGCAGUGUGGGCAACGAUAUCCUGGGGUUUGACCAGGAGGGACAGGUGGUGAACAAACCAGAUAGUCAUGGAGGAAGCCUGGACUGGACCAAAAUCUGUGAGAAAUCCUCCAAGGUCAUCACCUUCAUAGACCUGGCCGGCCAUGAGAAAUACCUCAAGACCACGGUGUUCGGGAUGACCGGACACCUGCCUGACUUCUGCAUGCUCAUGGUGGGCAGUAAUGCAGGUAUCGUAGGGAUGACCAAAGAGCACCUGGGCCUGGCCUUAGCCCUGAAUGUGCCCGUGUUUGUGGUGGUGACCAAGAUAGACAUGUGUCCAGCCAACAUCCUGCAAGAGACGUUGAAGCUGCUCCAGAGGUUACUGAAGUCCCCCGGCUGUAGGAAGAUCCCCGUCCUGGUACAGAACAAGGACGACGUCAUAGUCACGGCUUCAAACUUCAGUUCGGAGAGGAUGUGCCCCAUCUUCCAGAUCUCCAAUGUGUCUGGAGAGAACAUGGACCUGCUCAAGAUGUUUCUCAACCUGCUCUCCUCCAGGACGUCCUACCGUGACGACCAGCCUGCUGAGUUUCAGAUAGACGACACCUACUCCGUACCGGGAGUGGGAACAGUGGUAUCAGGAACAACUCUACGUGGACUCAUACGUCUGAAUGACACAAUGCUGCUGGGACCAGACCCCUUAGGCAGCUUCAUCACCAUUGCUGUCAAAUCAAUCCACCGCAAGAGAAUGCCGGUGAAGGAGGUUCGAGGGGGCCAGACUGCCUCGUUUGCUCUUAAAAAGAUCAAACGUUCGUCCAUAAGAAAAGGCAUGGUGAUGGUUUCCCCGAGGUUGUGCCCGCAGGCCACUUGGGAGUUUGAGGCUGAGAUCCUGGUACUGCAUCAUCCAACCACGAUAUCCCCCAGAUACCAGGCCAUGGUCCACUGUGGCAGCAUAAGGCAGACAGCCACCAUCCUGUCUAUGAACAGAGACUGCUUACGGACAGGAGACAAGGCUUCAGUCCACUUCCGCUUCAUCAAGACCCCCGAGUACCUGCACUGUGACCAGAGGCUGGUGUUCAGGGAGGGACGCACCAAGGCUGUGGGAACCAUCACCAAGCUGUUGCAAUCCACCAAUAAUUUACCAUCCAAUUCCAAACCUCCACAAAUCAAAAUGCAGUCUACAAAGAAAGUGCCGCCGAGGAAAGAGGACGGAACCCCGGCAGCUGGUGAAGAAGCAGCAACAAUAGCACAGUCAGCACAACCGGGAGAGGGAGAUGAGGAUCCUCAGAUAAAAGAGGGAAACAAAGAGAACAAGCCAAAGUCUGGAGGAGGUGGAAGGAGAAGGGGUGGCCAGAGGCACAAAGGGAAAGGGCAGAACAGCAGCAGCACCACCUCCACAGCGGCUCCGUCAUCAGGAACAGGAGGAUCCUAA